This is a messenger RNA of Lemur catta (Ring-tailed lemur), 4102 nucleotides long. It is a transcript of the gene PGS1, whose product is annotated as phosphatidylglycerophosphate synthase 1. The coding region runs from base 45 to 1613 and encodes 522 amino acids. Gene Ontology annotation, biological process: cardiolipin biosynthetic process. Gene Ontology annotation, molecular function: CDP-diacylglycerol-glycerol-3-phosphate 3-phosphatidyltransferase activity. Gene Ontology annotation, cellular component: mitochondrion. The record is from RefSeq and is a predicted model, not a curated record. NCBI's taxonomy places the organism in Eukaryota, Metazoa, Chordata, Mammalia, Primates, Lemuridae. The transcript has 10 exons.
GGUCUUGUCUUAUCCCCUCUACUUGUUCUCAGUAUCCAGCCCAGAUGAGACCUCCUGGCAGAAAGAGUGCCUGUGCUGUCAUCAUGUCACCAUGGCUGCUAUUGGCUCCCUUGCUGUCUCCAACUGUUCCCCAGGUCACCUCGCCACCUUGCUGCCUGUGUCCAGAGGGCGUGCACAGGUUCCAGUGGAUCAGAAACCUGGUUCCAGAGUUCGGAGUCUCCAGUUCUCAUGUCAGGGUGCUUUCUUCCCCAGCGGAGUUUUUCGAGCUCAUGAAGGGACAGAUAAAAGUGGCCAAGAGGCGGGUCGUGAUGGCAUCCCUCUACCUGGGGACAGGUCCUUUGGAACAGGAACUGGUGGAUUGCCUGGAAAGUACUCUAGAAAAGUCAGUCCAAGCAAAGUUUCCUUCAGACCUGAAGGUCUCCAUUCUCUUGGACUUCACACGGGGCUCCAGAGGCAGGAAGAACUCUCGCACAAUGCUGCUCCCACUCUUGCAGAGGUUUCCAGAACAGGUCCGAGUGUCCCUUUUUCACACGCCAAACCUCCGUGGACUUCUCCGGCUCCUUAUCCCUGAACGCCUCAACGAGACCAUUGGCCUGCAGCACAUUAAGGUGUACCUCUUCGACAACAACGUCAUCUUGAGCGGCGCAAACCUGAGUGACUCCUACUUCACCAACCGCCAGGACCGCUACGUGUUCUUGCAGGACUGUGCGGAGAUUGCCGACUUUUUCACAGAGCUAGUGGACGCGGUGGGGGACGUGUCCCUGCAGCUGCAGGGGGAUGACACGGUGCAGGUGGUGGACGGGAUGGUGCAUCCGUACAAAGGUGACCGGGCUGCGUAUUGCAAGGCAGCCAAUAAGAGGGUUAUGGGUGUGAUCAACUCGGCCAGGACCCGCCAGCAGAUGCUGCACGCCCAGACCUUCCACAGUGACUCCCCCUUGACCCAGGAGGAUGCAGCGGCUGCCGGUGAUCGGAGACCAGCCCCUGACACCUGGAUUUAUCCACUGAUUCAGAUGAAUACCUUCGAGAUCCAAAUUGACGAGAUUGUCACUGAGACCCUGCUGACUGAGGCCGAACGAGGCGCUAAAGUCUUCCUCACCACUGGCUACUUCAAUCUGACCCAGGCCUACAUGGACUUGGUCUUGGGCACGAGGGCCGAGUACCAGAUCCUGCUGGCCUCACCAGAGGUGAAUGGCUUCUUCGGGGCCAAGGGGGUGGCUGGUGCCAUCCCGGCGGCAUACGUGCACAUUGAGCGGCAGUUCUACAGCGAGGUGUGCAGCCUGGGGCAGCAGGAGCGGGUCCAGCUGCAGGAGUACUGGCGAAGGGGCUGGACCUUUCAUGCCAAAGGCCUCUGGCUGUACCUGGCAGGGAGCAGCCUGCCCUGUCUCACGCUGAUUGGCUCUCCUAAUUUUGGGUACAGGUCGGUUCACCGGGACCUGGAGGCCCAGAUUGCUAUCGUGACGGAGAACCAAGCCCUGCAGCAGCAGCUUCACCAGGAGCAAGAGCAGCUCUACCUGAGGUCCGGUGUGGUAUCCUCCGCCACCUUUGAGGAGCCAAGUCGGCAGGUGAAGCUGUGGGUGAAGAUGGUGACUCCACUGAUCAAGAACUUCUUCUGAGGACAGACAGGAAGCGAGCGCUGACGGACACCAGGGCAUCUUCCGGCCACUCGUGGAACCAGUUGAUGGCCGUGCAGUUGACCACCGCGGGGAACUUCCUCGCUCGCACGCGCAGGACGGAGCCCACGGGGGAGAAGCACAGAAUCACCUGGUGUGGGACACGGACGGGCGGUCACUGGGGAUGGCGUGCGGAGCCACAUCGGUCAUGAGAAAGCUCCCCUGGGAGUGGCCUGCUCUGCGGGGCUCCAUCUCUGAACGUCUGAGGGGCUCCCCCUGACUCUGGGCUGGAAGAGCGGGCCUUGUGUGGCCGUGGACAUGCGCUCACCUGACCUCACGCCCUCACCAGGGCUGUGAGGGUGCGGAGGUGGGGGGAGCCCCAAUCCCUCCUGAAGUGGCCCCUGCCUCUUCCCACAGGCUGGGCGAGGGAAGGAGUGGGGAAUGGGCAUCCGCAUGGGGCAGGCGAGGCCCAAGGACGGAGAGUCUUUUCUGGGUUCCACAGGAAUUGCCCCCAGAGACACGGAGCCUCCUCCAAGCCCCAAAGCAGCAGCUAAUUCCCAGACAGCCUGGGGACUCCCUGCGACCCCAGCUGGAGAAGGUGCUGCCCCGGGGUCUCUCUUGCUGGACUGGGACCACCUUUCUCUUGGAGCCUCAGCCUCCCGCCCUGUCCUUGCUCUCUGGUCCCUUCUCAUGGUACAGUGGGUGGUUCACUGCAAGUGGCCAUUGACGGGGACAGCUCGGUGCUCAGCUGACUGCAGCUCUCACUGGAGAUGUGAGGGCGCCAGGACAGUCCGGUGCUGGCAGGACGGCGCUCCAGAAGAGCCGGGAGCAGGCAGCACCCGUCAGGGGACACCUUUAGCCCCUAAAAUAACAUUCGCUGUUUGGACUGUGCAACCCAGAGUGGGGGGACAGAGACAUCUUCUUUGUUUGACUCCAGCCAGGGAACAGUGAUGAGCAGCAGGUGCCUGGGGGGCUCUGGGGUGGCCCCCUCUCUCCAGGGGCAGUGCCAGCACACCAUGGCAGCCACCCUCACUCAGCUCUGGACAGGCUGGAACCUACGGACCCCAGGUGCCCUCAUCUUACUAGGGCAGUUCAGCCGACUGUCCCUACUGGGAACACUGGGGUCAAGGUGCACUCACUGGCCACGGGUGGGGAGGAGGCGUUAACACUAACAUACUAAUGUUAACAUAUUAAUACACUCGGCCUCUGUACCUGAGGGUUCCACAUCUGUAGAUUCCGCCAACUACAGAAUGAAAAUAUUCAGGGAAAACGACAACCCAAAAUAACAACAAUAAAAAAUAAUACAAAUAAAAACUACAGUAUAACAACUAUCCACAUAGCACUGACAUUGUCUCAGGUAUUAUAAGUAAGCUAAGGUUUAAAGCAUACGGGAGGGUGUGCACGGGCUGUACGCAAACACUGUGCCAUUCUGGAUCAGGGGCUGGAGCACCUGCAGGUUUCGGUGUCCAAAGGGUCCUGGAGCCGACCCUGCCCACCCACGGACACUGGGGACAACCGUAAGACACUUGAGCCCCUCGGCGUCUCUAACGGCCCAGGUGAAAUAACCUCCAGGCUGCGGUUUGUCAGGCAGCCCCUCCCCCGCCGGCUUUCCCUGUCCGGGGAGGAGCAGUCCCCCGGCCCCACACGGAGUAAAGACCUGGGCCCCGUGGGCAGCGGGUGCCACGCUGGGCUCCUGGGACCCCGCCGCCAGAGCCCUACCUUGAGCUGCCGGCGCACUUUCUCAAUGAAGAAUUUCCAACAUGCUUCCCGGGUGUCGGUCAGGCCGAGGGACUUGACCAGCGGCCGCAUGGAGGAGAUGAUGUUCUCCAGCUCAUCGUCCGAGAACAGCCCGGGGAUCUCCCCUGAGGCCAACAGGUCGUUGAUCAGCACCAGAAACUGCUCCUCGGCCACCUGGGAGUCCGUCAUCAGGAACACGGAGGGCACGUUCUUCACGGCAGACUUUAUGUACUGAGCGGCGAGGUCCACCUGGGCGAACAAGGACACGCUCAGGGGCUUGGCGAGAAGACGCUGGCUUGGAGGCGGCCCCCGAGACCACCCGGCGUGGACACCGGGGCUCAGCCUUGUGAGAAACGCGCAGGGUCCGCGGGAGGAGACCUGAGACCCUGAGUGGAGCACAGCCAAGAGGACAGCCCAGGUGUCCCCGAGGGAGGGACACUCAAAACGUGGCCCGUGCACACGGUGGAAUAUCACUCGGCCUUAGAAAGGAGGAGAUGCUGACACGUGCCACACCGUGGGUGACCCUUGGAGACAUUACGCCAGGAGGAAAGAAGCCGGUCACAAAAGCACAAGUAUUGCACAAUUCCUCUCCUACGAGGUCCCCAGAGUAGUCAAAUUCACAGGGACGGAAGGUGCCAGGGUCUGGGGCACGGGGAGUGGGGCUUGUUCCGUGGGGACAGAGUUUCAGUUGGGGAAGAUGAGAACGUUCCGGAGAUGGAUGGAAGUGAUGGUGGCACAGCAGUGUGGAUGUGCUG